ACACACACACACACACACACACACACACACACACAAACACACACAAACAUACACACACACACACACACACACACACACAUAUAUAUAUAUAUAUAUGUGUGUGUGUGUGUAUGUUUGUAUGUAUAUAUACUCGAAUUCUGAGAUGACGUUAUUCUUAAUAGUUAAGUCCGAACAACAGUGAAUAUGUCGAAACGUCUUGUAUUAUAUUUCAAUAGCGAGAGUGUUUGAGAAAGAGAGAAAUACAGAGAGAGAAAGAGAGAAGUAGAGAGAGAGAGAGAAAGAGUAUAGAAGUAAAAUAAUUUAACCCUGAUCCUUCAAAGAACUGAGUAAUUAACCGAGAGCAACAACAACCAUGUGGAAACAUCUUGUAAUUUAUUUUGUGUUUCAUAUAUUACUGAAGACCCAGGGAGCAGGUACAGAAUCGGAUUUUCCAGGUAGAAAUAAAUUCGUGAAAGUCCUCAAUGCUCAAUUCCCUUCGACUAUUAAGAAAGAACCAAAGACACUAACAAUUUCAGAGUGUGCAAAUGAAUGUUUGAAAGUGCUAACAUGUUAUUCUUUUGCUAUCAACGAAUCGAUAUCCAGAUGUUUACUGUACCCGACAUGGACUGGCAAAGUCAGACUUAUUAGUGCAUCAGAUUACAACUACUAUCAGAAAAUAAGAUCAGUGAAAUGUCCAGUCAACGUUAUUUACGGUGGUAUGCUUCCAAGUGCAGAAAAUAUCCCCGAGCCAGAGCCGAAAACUUACUUUUUUUGUAUGAAAGCUUGUAAAGACAAUGCUUCGUGUUAUUCUACCAACUAUGACACAGACACAUCCACAUGCUACCUGAGUCACAGAACUUCCAGGAGUGCCAUUAUCACAUUACAACCGAAUAACUGGAUAUACACUGAAAUAGAUAGAUACAGGUUUGACAACGAAAUGGAAGUUUUGGUGAAUAUGAACAAAAACGGAUGUCAUGUGAAAUUUCUAUUUCAUCUCAGUAUGAUAGGGGAGAGAAGCGCUCUUAGCAGUGACUCUAUGAAGAGGAGUGCUCGUUUUAAGGGUCAACAGAAUACAUUUGGCGACAUAAUGAUGAUAACAUUCAAAUUUGUCGAUGGCAGAAUGGCGUGUGCAAUCAAAUGCAUGGAAACUCUGGGAUGUGUAGGAUUCAGAUAUUACUCAGACUGUGAAAUAGCUCUAAAGUACUGAUUUUGGAAAGAAUGUUUUAAAAUAUAUUCUUCACAUGAAUGCACCCACAUACGCACACACCUACACAUAUGCAAACGCCUACACACAAACUCUCAUGCACACACUCACACAAAUACUUACACACGUAAACACACACAGCUACACACACACACACACACACACACACACACACACACACACACACACACACACACACACACACACACACA
This is a messenger RNA of Octopus bimaculoides (California two-spot octopus), 1395 nucleotides long. RefSeq lists its product as uncharacterized. NCBI's taxonomy places the organism in Eukaryota, Metazoa, Mollusca, Cephalopoda, Octopoda, Octopodidae. The record is from RefSeq and is a predicted model, not a curated record.